AUGAAAGCAAUAAGUUUUCUCCUGGCCAUCGGCGCCGCUACACCGACCUCGGCGCUCUCUUCAUGGCGCCGCGCCGCAGGUGACAUCACGGUAGAUUUAAGCAAGACUUACCAGACCAUGGACGGGUUUGGAUGCUCCUUCGCCUUCCAGAGGGCCAAUCUGAUAACGAACAUGUCCGACAAGACAAAGCAACGCCAGCUCCUCGACCUGCUCUUCAACACGACCACGGGCGCCGGGCUGUCCAUCGUGCGAAACGGCAUCGGGUCCUCGCCCGACAGCAGCAGCGACCACAUGAACACCUUCGCGCCCACGAACCCGGGCGGACCCAAAGCGGCGCCGCGGGACAGCUGGGACGGCAGGGACUCCGGCCAGCUGUUCGUCAGCCAGGAGGCCUACAGGACGUACGGCGUGAGGACGAUAUACGGAGACGCGUGGAGCGCGCCGGGCUACAUGAAGAGCAACGGGAACGAGAACAACGGCGGCACGCUCUGCGGCGUCUCCGGGACGAGCUGCCAGAGCGGCGACUGGAGGCAGGCCUAUGCGGACUACCUGGUGCGCUACGUCAAGUACUAUGCCGAUGCAGGGGUUCCCGUGACGCACCUCGGCUUUCUCAACGAGCCAGAAUUUGCGGCAAGCUACGCAUCCAUGUCUUCGAGUGGUGCCCAAGCUGCCGACAUGAUCAAGGUGCUGUCUUCGACGCUGCAGGCAGCGAACCUGUCCUCGCAGGUCGGCAUCGCGUGCUGCGAGUCCGAAGGCUGGGGCAACCAGGUCAACAUGCUCAACGCCAUCAAGUCGGCCGGGGCCGAGGCCCUGCUCAGGACGGUGACCUCGCACACGUACACGGGCGGGUCGUCGAGCCCCAUGAACACCAAGGUGCCCGUCUGGCUGUCGGAGCAGUGCGACCUCAACGGCCAGUGGACGGCGUCCUGGUACGCCAGCGGCGGAGCCGGCGAGGGGCUGACCUGGGCCAACAACAUUUACGCCGCCGUCGUCAAUACGCAGGUCUCCGGGUACCUCUACUGGGAGGGCGUGCAGUGGCCGGAUCCCAAUACCAACGAGAAGAUGAUCAAGGUGGCCAAGACGGCGCCGUACGACUACGAGGUCUCGAAGAGGCUGUGGGCGUUUGCGAACUGGAGCCGGUUCGUCAGACCCGGCGCCGUCCGGGUCGGAAGCAGCGGCGGAAGCGGUGUCAAGAGCGCGGCUUUCAGGAACGUUGACGGCAGCGUGGCAGUCGUGGUGAUCAGCACAGGGGGCUCGGCGAGCGCUGUCAGCGUGAGGAUCACAGGGUUCACGCCGACGACGGCGUCGGCCUGGGUGACAGACGCUGCUCACAACUGUGCCGAGACCAACGUGACUGUCGCUGAUGGCUCGGUAGUGGGCACUGUUGCCGCCAGGUCGAUAACGACGUUCUUCAUUCCCGGGCAAGCGGCGGCGGCAGCGACUCCGACCUUGAAGCCGUUGAGCAAGAGAGGCUGGCGCUUUUUGUGA
Molecule: messenger RNA, 1488 nt
Organism: Truncatella angustata
Lineage: Eukaryota; Fungi; Ascomycota; Sordariomycetes; Amphisphaeriales; Sporocadaceae
Product: glycoside hydrolase family 30 protein
Exons: 2
Coding region: 1-1488 (495 amino acids)
Biological process (GO): sphingolipid metabolic process
Molecular function (GO): glucosylceramidase activity
Source: RefSeq, a predicted model, not a curated record